Molecule: messenger RNA, 2507 nt
Organism: Camelina sativa (false flax)
Lineage: Eukaryota; Viridiplantae; Streptophyta; Magnoliopsida; Brassicales; Brassicaceae
Biological process (GO): meristem maintenance; meristem development
Source: RefSeq, a predicted model, not a curated record
UCCGUACAGUCAACAUUUUAGUCUACCCAUCUUCAACAAAGCCACUGAUCCGCCAAGUCUCCGUCUUUUAUCUUCAAAAUCCCUAGUUUUGUUGUUUCCGACCGAAUCCUUUGUUUCUUUCUUCAUCGUCUCGAGAGAUGAAGAACACAUCGUCACCGUCAGAGAAUCUUCUCAUUGAAGAGAGAGAGGAAGUCAUGGUUUCUAAGAAAGGUUGUUCCUUGAGCAAAACCCAGUUUCUAAAACCCUUCGUUACCUCCAUCGAUGGCUGCUCUGUAGCUGAGCUUCCCCGUCGUCAACAAGAACAACGUCUCUCUGUUUCAUCUCCGCGGAUUUCCUUCUCUGGGGUUAGGUUUGCACAGCCUCUCUUUGUUUCCUGGCUUGAAAAGUUGGAAGCUUUACACGCACCCACUUGGAGAAAAGCUGGGAUCUUUGAAGCAAUCAAGGCAUCUAAAUACAAUAUCGAGGUAAACCCAUCUAUGAUUCUCCCCAUUGUUGAGAAAUGGUGCCCUGAAACCAAAUCUUUCGUCUUCCCGUGGGGUGAAGCAACGAUAACGCUAGAAGAUGUGAUGGUGCUUUUAGAGUUUUCUGUUUUAGGUUCUUCUGUUAAUGCACCUUUAGAAAGCUCAGAGAUGGUAGAUUCCGUUAAGGAAAUGGAGAAAGCAAGAGUUGAGAAUAGAAGCAAGGAUCAAAGCGUGAGACAAGGAUCAUGGAUACGGAGCUUCUUUGGUAGAGGUGGUCACUUGGAACAUGAAGCUUUUCUUGCAUUGUGGCUUUCGCAUUUCGUUUUUCCAGUUAAAUCAGGUUCUAUCCCUGUAAACAAUCUCCCAAUCGCUGUUCGUUUAGCUAGAGGUGAAAGGAUUGCUCUUGCCCCUGCUGUUCUUGCUAGCCUAUACAAAGACUUGGGUGAAAUAUCCAGAGGUAAGUCCACUAAAAGAGGUAAACUCCCCUCUCUGUUUAAGCUAGUCAAAGUUUGGGUGUGGGAGAGAUUUAAGAACUUGAGACCAGAAGCGAAAGAGAUACCAAAAGGCGAACCAAGAAUUUCUCGAUGGGAAGGUGUACGACAAAAAGCUGAGAAUGUGAGACUCAGUUUUGAUGAUUUUGAGUGGCGUCCUUACACUAUCCCUUUAAAGAAUUGGAACCCACUCCGGUUUUACCUUGAGGAAGCUAUGUGGGUGACUGUUGAUGACAAACUAGAAGAUGAGUUUGUUUCUUUUGCUCGUUGUGUGAGGAGUUCUAAGCUUGUUGGUAUUGGUUUUGUAGAGGAUUAUUAUCCUAAUCGUGUUGCAAUGCAGUUCGGGCUAGGGCAAGAUCUGCCUGGUUUGGUUGCUCAUCAGAGCAACUUCACAAGAAAUGAAGCUUGGGAUGAUUACAAUAAGUGUCUUGAUGGUUUAAAGCUGUUCAUCCCUUCUCGUCUCUCUACAACUUCUAUUACUGCGAGAUACAGAGACUGGUGGCUGAAAUCAGUUUCAGAGUUUAUGGGUUCUGAAGAGAUGCAGAAAGAGUCAACUGAAACUUUUAAUGCAAGGAAUACAUUUGAUCAUCAUAAGAAGUAUGAUGGUCAUACUGAUGUAUCUCUCAAGGCAUUGCCUUUGAUUCCAGUGGUUCAGAAGUUGCAAGAAGGUUUUACUGUAAAACGCAGAAGAUCUAGGAUGCGUCGGUUAGCAAAGAUAUAUAAGAUAGGGGAGUUGGUGAACAGUGUUGUGUCUUCAGGUUGGAAGAUGGACAAGACAAGUGGGGAUGUGACAAACAAGAGAAGCAGUUACGAAUCUUUGCACAUGAAAACAGCUUGUGGCAAUGGUGAUGAGAGUUCUAUGAAUGAAGAAGAUGUUAACAUGACCAUUUCUCAAAUCAUCAGAUGUGGGAAGAAGUAUAGUGAUGCAGAUAAACCAGGAGGAGAUGCUACUGAAUCACUCGGAAAAAGAAGUAGAAGAUAUCUGGUGGCGGACAGUUAUGAUGAUUUAGGGCCUUGUCAAAAGAAUGCUUUGAAAAAACUAGAACAAAGGAGUGAAGAGGAUGAUGAAACUGGAAAACAACCAGAAAUGACAAGGCAAAGAUGUGAUGAUGUAAAUGGAAGUAAUGCAGAAAAGAAGACUAUGAUUGAUGACAUAACGAAGGAAGCAGAGUGUUGGCUACACAAAGAUAGAGAAAAACAGAGAUGCAUUGAAAAGCUUUGCAGUGAAGUUAAGAUGGAAAAAGAUAUUGAUGAAAGAUUGAGGCAGAGAAAGCUUGCAAUAAAGGAGUUAGGAGUGAAGCUGGAGGCACGUAUUAUCAAGGUGGAGAAGAGUUUGGCCAAGAUUAGAAAAUGGAAAACCAGACCAAAAAUGCAGUUUCUGCCUAGCUAGUUAUGCCAUUUGAUCUGAAACUUUUCAAGAGUAUCCCCUAAGUGAGUCAUGGAUAUUAAAAAUUAAACAAUGUCCUUUACUCGUAGGCAAAUGACAAAACUUUAUGGUGCUAGUAUUAGAAAGAUAUAUCAAAUGUGGGGAAUCAAUACUUUUGCUUUUGAAUUA